Molecule: messenger RNA, 2298 nt
Organism: Phialemonium atrogriseum
Lineage: Eukaryota; Fungi; Ascomycota; Sordariomycetes; Cephalothecales; Cephalothecaceae
Exons: 7
Coding region: 1-2298 (765 amino acids)
Biological process (GO): regulation of DNA-templated transcription
Molecular function (GO): zinc ion binding; DNA-binding transcription factor activity, RNA polymerase II-specific
Source: RefSeq, a predicted model, not a curated record
AUGUUCAACAGUUACCCCUCCCUCUACAUCCCGGCCCUCUGUUGCCUCCACCCCUUGCGCCCUCCACCCCUGUCGCCAAGGAGUGCCCCACCCCCAGCUUCGGCAACCGAAAACCCCGCCAAACGACGUCUCUCGCCUGCACCCGACUCAGCGGCCUCCCGGCGAUCGCGGCCCAAGACACCGCGACCGACCAAUCCCGGAAACGACGCCGAAAUCGGUCCGGAAGCCAUGUCAAGCUCGGAGGGAUCGACGUCGGCCACGAUCGACAACCCCGCUGCCGCGAGAGUCCCAGCGACAGUUGCGGCGGCCACCCCGUAUGUGCGCCGCAAGCGCGCGAUUGCCGCCUGUCAGUUCUGCCGUCUGCGAAAGACGAAAUGCGACAACGUGCGCCCGGUGUGCGGGUCGUGCCGCCACCACCAGGCGCGGUGCGUCUACGCCGAUGGUUCGGAGGGGGACGGGCUGCAGGUCGGCCUCGACGAGGCCGAGAGCAGGCACCGCGAGGUCCUCGAGCGGCUGGACGACAUCCGAAACCUGCUCGCCCGCUCAUCGCACAUGUCCGAUGCGCGCGGCAGUGCGGCGCUUGAGAUGGGCUCGCACUUGUCCGGGUUGGGCACUUUGGCCGGAAACAGAAUGGGCCAGGAGAGCGCGGGUGUCGGCGGUGUUGAGACGGAGAGCGCGUCCGACCACCAGCCCUCAUCCUCGGCUACGGCAUAUUUCCAGUACACGAAGUGCGAGUCGAUUCUCAAGUGGUCCGUCCUCAGUGGCGUCAUGUCUGAUGAGGACGCUGCCAUCGACUCGUUCAUUUUCGAUGCGUACGUGCGCGGGGACGGCGAAGAGCGUGAACCAGUCCCUGAGUCCGCUGCAGGCUCGGCUUCGCCAGCUUCGUGCGGUGGCGCUGGCCAGCACCCUAAGACGACACCGUUCUUGGGCCAGAGCGUGCGCGAGCACGCCUUCGUCAUAUUAUGUCGGAAGUUUCUUGCUCUGGUCAACUAUCGAAAUCCACUCCUGGACGCCCACGACCUGCUCUCGUAUGCGAGGUCCGUGGCGGAGGAAGGACUAGGCUGGGAUGCGAAAUCUUGCUUAGUGGUAAGUCUGGCCCCCUACUCCCGCGCCUGGGCACCUCCGCCUUCUGUCCAACCUUCACCAUCUCCGGCGGCAGUGCGCCGCGACUCGGCUGUCCCACCGGACGUCAUGUCAGAGUCGGACGACGAAGCCGCCGAGGCCUAUUACGAGGCUGCCCAGAGACGUCUUGGAUGCCUCGGCACGUCGCUCGUCGACGUCCACUGCUUCUACUACGCGUGUCUCUUGGAGAAAUUCGCCUUCCGGCCGCUGCAAUCCUGGAUGUAUCUGCAGCAGGCGGCCACGCGGCUACGUGUCUACCACAUGGAGCGGCGCGGGGAAGAAAAACGCCGUCACACGAGUGGUCAAGAUGACAGCCACCACUUUGAGCAGAGGGCGUUUUGGACCAUUCGCAAGGCGGAGAGAGAGUUCGCUACGGAACUCGGCAUCACCCUCGCCAGCGACCUUACGGGCUUCGAGUACCCGGCCACCUUCUCCACUCCUCCAGAAUCCAUGAAUCACUUGUCCCCCAACGGCGACGGUGACGACACCGACAUGUCAGAUGUGUUCUCACCCCGGCGAAACGAGUCCAUCUGGUUCUUCUAUGUCACUGAGAUCUCCCUCCGGCGGACGCUUGACGAAGUCCUCUCCGUCAUAUACGAGAAGGGCGAGCAGAGCUGGAUCGAGAACAUUGACCUCGUCUGUCGGCAGUAUUACGAGUCAGAAAAGCAGAUUUCCGACUGGCAAUCCCACCUCCCCCCAUCAAUGCGCUACGACGCAGCCUCCCAACCGAACAACGAGAUGGGCUACUACCUCGAGAGCCGCCUAGAGGAGUGGAACGAAUGCAUCCUCCGGCCCCUGGUCUACUACUGCCUGCACUACCCGCCCUCCAAGCCGCCGACGCCCUCCAUCACGGCCCUGGCCCAGCGCGACAUGACCCUCUGCGUGAACUGCAUCCUGCGCUGCGCCAGCUACGACCGCCACGGCGGCACGUGGGUGGUCCUCCGCCGCGCCUUCCGCUGCACCCUCAUCAUGCUGGCCGCCGUGGUCGCCGACGGGCCCCUGCGGCCGCCCGAGAACUGGCGGGAGUUGACGCGCACGUCGAUUGCGACGCUUGCGCGCUGGUCUGUGGGCGGCGUGCGGGAUCUGCAGCGGAUGCGGAGGGUUCUAGAGCGGGUUUUCUGUGCCGUGUGCAAUCUUGAGGCCGAUAGAAUGCUGGUUGAAAGCAGGGGUGUGUGA